AUGCCUCCCGAAAGUAUCCACAGUGAAGACCGGCCAUCAGUCCCAACCACCACCAAAUCAAAGCCAACAGUCUAUGUCCUCGAUGCAUUCAAUCCCCAAGCAAUCGCCCAUGCCAGAACAAUCUUCAACCUGAUUCUUCCAGAAGAUCCAUCCUUCGCCGACUGGCGAAAGAAGGCAUCAGCAGUCUUGAUCCGAGGUUCAUACAUGACCGCCGAAGAUGUUGCGAGUUGCCCAAAUCUUAUGGCAAUUGGCAAGCAUGGCGUUGGAAUCGACAAAAUAGACCAGGAGGCUUGUUCCAAGCGCGGUAUCAAGAUCCUCAACACGCCUGGUGCGAACGCUAGAGACGUCGCUGAACUUGUCCUUGCAUUAACGAUGGCCGUGGCGCGAGAUAUUCGAUCGAUUACUACACGUCAAAUGUUAAAUCCAGUGCCAAAGGAGACGUGCAAUGGAUUGACACUUUGGGGAAAGACUAUCGGCAUUAUUGGGAUGGGUAAUAUUGGGCGAACCGUCGCGGAAAUCUUCCGUGGAGCCUUUGACGCUGAGGUUGUGGCAUGUGAUGUUUUUAUGCCAGAUGAUGCGUGGCCCAGCAUUCCGCAUUCGAGAGUGAAGAGUGUCGAAGAGGUUCUCAGGAGAGCAGAUGUUGUUUCUGUUCAUGUGCCACUCACCAAGGAGACUCGAGAUAUGAUCUCUUAUACCGAGCUUCGCAUGAUGAAGCCAGACGCAAUCUUGAUCAAUGCAGCCCGCGGUGGUAUUGUCAAUGAAACGGAUCUUACUAGAGUUCUAUCAGAAGGACAUCUUUGGGGUGCUGGAUUGGAUUGUCAUGAGCAGGAGCCGCCUACGUUCGAAAAGUAUGCGACUCUGUGGGAGAAUCUGAAUGUCAUCAGCACGCCUCAUAUCGGAGCUGCUACGGCCAGGGCGCAGACUGCCAGUGCUAUGGCUGCGGUGAAUAACUUAUCUGAGUAUCUCAUGAGCAUUAGGGCUUAG
This is a messenger RNA of Penicillium nucicola, 984 nucleotides long. Its product is annotated as D-3-phosphoglycerate dehydrogenase. Gene Ontology annotation, molecular function: glyoxylate reductase (NADPH) activity; hydroxypyruvate reductase [NAD(P)H] activity; NAD binding. The transcript has a single exon. The record is from RefSeq and is a predicted model, not a curated record. Gene Ontology annotation, cellular component: cytosol. Lineage: Eukaryota; Fungi; Ascomycota; Eurotiomycetes; Eurotiales; Aspergillaceae. The coding region runs from base 1 to 984 and encodes 327 amino acids.